UCUUUAUCCUUUAAAUAACCCCAUGGAUAAGGAGUGCCUCAGCUCUGGUCCCGGGCAUCCUUCAAUAUCCCAAUACUGAAACUGGUUUUGUUUUUUCAUUUUUCAACAAGAAUGUGUGGAAUUCUCACUGUGCCAAGCACUAUGCCAAGUACUUUACAUGCCUUAUCUCAGGUGUUGCUAGUCCUGUUCUUCAGAACAGGAAACCGAGACUCACAAGAGUUAAAGAACUUGCCAGAUGACACACAGCUAGAAAGCAGAGAAGCCAGAAUUCAGGUCCAUGUCUCUCCACUCUGCUUUCCCACUGUGCCUUCCACUUUCUUGGGAAGGCUUUUUCCCUUGUUCUUCAACUUGGGUUAGAGUAGCCUAUAAGUCUACUCAUGAAAAUGUGCCUCACUUUAUACAAAAUAUUACCCUCUGUGAAUGAUGUAAAAUCAUCCUGCAGUGAUAUUCUCCUUUCUCUCCACUCUCUCUAAACAGAGAAUCUUUUUGAUUUGGGUCUCUAAUAUUGGCAUGCGACUAUAAAUUAAGAUUUUUGUACAACGUUUCACAGAUGCUUUUACCCCAUUUAGUUUGUACUCCUUUUUUUCUUGGACGACUUAGUUAAAAAUUUUUUGGGGGUCAAACAUGGCAAUUUUAGCUUUUGAGGUUACCUAAUAAAUCACCAAUUUAUAGACUCAUAAAAAUUUGGUUGGAGAGAGAACUUCAGAGACCUGCUCACAGAACCUCAUCAUUGUAUGGGAAAGGGAGGCUGCCAGCAGCUGUGGUCACCCUGGGCUGUGCUCCAGGGACGAGGGAACCUCAGUUACUCCACCUAAAACUUGAGAUAACUUUACUACUUCUGAGGAAUCAUCCCGAAAGUUCACAAAUCAGGAAAAGAUAUCUGAAUGGGUGCUUUACAUUUUGAGAAACUAGGACUCAGACCAAAUGGCAGCUAAUUUUACUCCAGCCAUUUUUAGGAACAUCCCCAAAGACUCUGGUGCCACCAGCCUGCCACCUGCAAUGUGGUGGCUGGCAGGGGUGGCUCAGGCAAGGCAGCCUCUCUGACUAGGUCCCUGCCGAUUGUGAAUUAGGAGAGGGCCGUUAGGCUGCAGACUGGCCUCCGGGUGUUUGAAAGCCUAUUGUCCCAGGGUCACAUUUCUUUCUCUUUUUUGGACAGGGAGUCUCACUGUGUCACCCAGGCUGAAGUACAGGGGUGCGAUCUCGGCUCACUGCAAUCUCCACCUCCCAAGUUCAAGAGAUUCUCCUGCCUUAGCCUCCCCUGUAGCUGGGAUUAUAGGCAUGUGCCACCACACCUGGCUAACAUUUUGUAUUUUUAGUAGAGAUGGGGUUUCGCCAUGUUGGCCAGUCUGGUCUUGAACUCCUGACCUCAGGUAAUCUCCUUGCCUCAGCCCCCCAAAGUGCUGGGAUUACAGGUGUGAACCACUGAACCUGGCCCCUUGGUCAUAUUUCUGCAAGUCCUUCUCUGCCCUUCUCAGACAUGCAAGGGAAAGUCAGGAGAAGGUGAGAAGGAGGUUUAAAGGAACAGGUGAAAAAGUACCAAAAUGGAGAGGGUGGGUGUCACUUGUGAGUGAGGCUGGCUUCCAGCGCCACACAGCUUAAAAGAUUGUCAGUGAUGUGUGGACAAGGCGUGGCUCUGGUAGUUAAAAAAAAAAAAAAUCAAUUCUUUACUUGCAUCCCAAGCUCUUAUUUUGGGAGAAUAAACUCCAAAUAGUAUCUCCUAAGGGAGGUUGAUAAAUAUUUGACCAUUAACUGUAGACCAAUGUCUCCCUCAAAAUGCGAUAAAUGAAAAAUCUAACACUCUCCUUUUUUUCCUGUUCCUUGCUUUUAUCCUACCGAUUUUGUUAACGUAGUGUGGACUGAGGAUGGGUCAGCUUGUGGCUGAGCUUUCUGCCUUCCUGUUUGUAACUGAAUUUUUCCAAUUAAAAAACAUCCCCUUUGUUCUGGCAUUGUUGGAUACAUUAUUCCAAUAUUUUUAACAAUGAGGCUGUUCUCAUUUCACACCGAACAGCACACAGUGAAGACGGUCAGUGAGAACCAGAGCUACUGUGAAAAUUGACAGUGGCCAGCUCAGGCGACAGAGGACAAGAGAGUGGGCUGCACCCACAUGGACGAGGCCGAUUUUUCACAAGACAUGACUUAUAAGCAGGAGGAUUUGCCUUAUGAUGGGGACCUCUCCCAGAUUAAGAUACGUAAUGAUUACAAUUUUACCUCAAAAAAGGAUGCCCUUGAAGUUUCAAAUCAAAUUAUUUUCAUAGCAGAUGACCCUCAAGAGAAGGCUAUGCAUAACGAGACUUGCAGAAAUACCGUUAUGACCAUGCCCCUGGGUAAAAUGACUGGAAAUGCUGCCAAUGAGAAAAGCGAGGAAGAGAAACAAUGCACUGCAACUCCUCAUAUUCCAGCUAAGGAAGGAGACGCCUCUAAGUCAAGCAUUUCAGAUAUUUUACUCCGUCAUCUUUCCAAAGAGCCGUUCUUAAGAGGUCGAGGCAUAGAUUGUGAAACCCUCCCAGAGAUCUCAAAUGCUGACAGUUUUGAAGAGGAAGCUAUUAUUAAAAAUAUGAUUUCAUGUUAUAUUAAGAAUUCAUGGCCAAAAGAACAAACCCCAGAACUCACUGACCAACUCAAGCCCCAAAGGGAUGGUGAAAGCGAUAAGCCCAGUUUUCCCACCAUGACAGAAGAAAAUACCUCUGAAUUACAUGAGCCAGUGGCUGCUGAAGAUAGCAGCCGUCAAGAAAAUGUAAAUAUUUUAACUAAAAUCAAGGGUCCAGGUGAUAAACAAAACAGUUAUCAAGGGCAGGUUCCCCAGAAACAGCAGACUGAAAAAGCAAGUUCGGGCAACACGUUCAAAUAUGGCCAAGGUCAAGUUCAUUACCAGCUGGCUGAUUUCUCUAAGAUUGCUCCCAAAGUGAAAAUUCCUAAAACUAAAAUAGUUGAUAACCCACUUGCAAUAGCUAAACAAGCCAGCUCUUCUUCCAAGUUGAGAGACAAACCUGCUCUUGGGCAAGAUAUUUUAGAAACCACACGUGAGCCACCCUGUGCUGAAAAACAUCAUCAAGAGCAGAAAAGGGAAAUCACUGAAACUUCACAACAAAUCCAGAUGGAGCCUACAGUACAAAUCCACCAAGAACUUCUCAAAGGAAUAGAAUCUGAGGCGAGUCUCUCUAAGCUGUCACCAACCUCUCAGAAAGGCACUUCUUACAUAUUUCAAAAGUUAUCCCAAGGGAAACAGAUGCGUCAGAAGUUAAAAGAACAGACGGAUCCACUGAAGACUAAAAGACUGGAAUUUUUUUCACUGCGGGUACAAGAAUUUUCCAAAAGAAUAAAAAGGGGUUCUCCUUAUCAUUUGCAAGACAAGAAGCUGGUCCUGGAGAAACUGCAGGGACGUCUUGAACUGCUGGAGCAGAACUUUCUGGCCACCAAGGACAAGCAUCUGACUUUGCAGCAGCGAGUCCACAAGCACGAGUCAACAAUUGUUGGUGACUUUGAUCCGGAAAGAAAAAUGGAAGGUGAAAUCUUCAAGUUGGAGAUGCUACUUGAAGAUAUUAAGGAGAAAAUGGAUGAAAGCAGAUAUACUUCAGCUCCUUCUCUUCCUGUGAGUUUUCCAUUUCCCCUGGAUAACUUGGCCUCCAUGUCCUCUUCACUCUCAAAUGAGAUUCCCAAGGAGCACCCUGGCCACCAUCCUGGGCCUCAACGCUCAAGUCGGAGUGAGGCAACAGGAAUAGCCCAGGGAGGACCGCAGGAGGGCCCCAACGAGGAGCUCUGCGAGCUGCCCCCGCAGAUUUACCUAAAUGGUCAUUAUGGAGAUGCAGCUGCCCAGAAUCAGCCAGACCAAGUGGCCACUAGGCUGUCUUCUGACUCCAGGGAGGACCCCAAGGGCGGUUCGGGAAGGCAGGAACGUGCAGAGACGACGGCACCCAGUCCGAGCUGUACCUUCUGCCGCAGGCUCCUUGAAUGGAAGCAAAAAGUGGAGAAAAAAGGCCACAGAAGGAUCAACUGUGGAAGAUUUUCGAUUGUCCUUCAUGAAAAGGCACUGCACUCAGAUUCGACUCCCAAUUCUGAUAUAGGACACAGCUUCUGUUCUGAUUCUGGCACUGAAAUGCAGAGUAACAAAUGUCAGGACUGUGGCAGUAAGAUUCCUACCUCCCAAAGAGGCUGCAGGAAAGAACCACCUAAAGAAUUUCAUUAUAGAUAUAACACCCCAGGACAGAAUUACGCAAAUCAUAGCAAAAGAGGUACCUUUGUCCAGCCCCAUUCUUUAGAUGAAAGGAAGAACUCUUCUCCCUCUUUUUUAAAGCCAAAACGGAUCUGUUCUCAGAGAGUGAAUUCAAAAUCCUGUAAAGGUGAACAUGAGCCCACCCCAGGAAAAAAAAAUCUUCACGCUUUCAGGACCUACAGCUCAGACCUUGCAACACCCUCGCCCCAUUUCUACUCCUGCAGGAAUUCUGGAAGCAAAUCCUUAGAUGACUUUGAUAGCACUGAAGAAACAGAAUCUAAGAAUCUAAACUCGGCUUUGGAUCAUGCCCUAAGGACAGCAACCAUUUUGAAAGAAACUACAGAUCAAAUGAUUAAAAUGAUUGCAGAAGACCUUGCUAAAGCACAGAGGUGGAGGAAUCGGCUGAAAUACUAGUUCAAUGCCAGGAAAAAGAAAAAAAUGCAAAGAAAACUUGAUCUUCCCCCAAAAUGUAUUUUGCUUACUGCACAAUUUAGGGAAAGAACUUUCUAGAGAAAACACAAAAACUGUAAGAAAUGUGUAACACAAAGUACUUACAAGGAAAAAGAAAAAAAGAAGGGAUUUCUGAUUCUUAAAAUCAAAAGCAGUAAACAAGGACUUAUUUUUAAUAAAUCUAGAAAAAAAGAAAGGACUUCUGAUUCUUAAAAUCAAAAGUAGCCAACAGGUAUUUAUUUUAAAAUAAAUCUAUGUUCUUCCUAACUCAUAAUAAAAGAAAUCAAA
Messenger RNA from Callithrix jacchus (white-tufted-ear marmoset), 4948 nucleotides. RefSeq names its product AKNA domain containing 1 (gene AKNAD1). Lineage: Eukaryota; Metazoa; Chordata; Mammalia; Primates; Cebidae. The record is from RefSeq and is a predicted model, not a curated record.